This is a messenger RNA of Opisthocomus hoazin, 1257 nucleotides long. It is a transcript of the gene LRRC34, whose product is annotated as leucine rich repeat containing 34. NCBI's taxonomy places the organism in Eukaryota, Metazoa, Chordata, Aves, Opisthocomiformes, Opisthocomidae. Gene Ontology annotation, molecular function: protein binding. The record is from RefSeq and is a predicted model, not a curated record.
AUGUCUGUUCGUCCAGAUCUUCACCAGCACUAUGUGCGGGCCUGCCAAGACUUGGGCCAACCUGAAAACGCCUUCAUUGCUCAUCUGCUUCAAGAAGCUGACAAAAAUGAUAAAAUCAGAUGGGCAAAAGGGAUCACAUUAAAAAUAGCUGGAAAUGAUCGUCUGGUGCCUGUGCAGAGAGUUACAGAUGAUGAUCUUAAAGUUCUUACCUCUGUCUUACCCAACACUGUAUUUGUCACAGGUUUGGAUCUUAGGUGUAAUGUAUUGACUGAUGCUGGAGCAAAGCACAUGGCAACAUUCCUCCAGGAAAACGCCACUCUGCGGUACCUCAACCUGAUGUUUAAUAAUAUUGGCACAAGUGGAACAGAGCUGAUAGCAAGAGCACUCCACAGGAAUGAAACACUUGAGUAUUUGAGAAUGACUGGAAACAAAAUAGGAAACAAAGGUGGAAUGUUCUUUGCUUCAAUGCUACAAAUUAAUUCCACCUUAGAGAGGCUGGAUCUUGGAGACUGUGAUAUGGGUAUGCAGUGUCUAAUAGCGAUAGCAACAGCCCUGACUCAGAACAAAUCAGUCAAAGCAAUAAACCUAAAUCGUCCUUUACUCUACAGCCAGGAGGAAGAGACCACAGUUCAUAUAGCUCUGAUGUUGAAAAAUAACUCUUCUCUUGUGGAACUACAUUUGUGCAAGCACGAAAUGAAAAACUUCGGUGUGGAGCGACUGUGUGAGGCGUUGUAUGAAAACUCCAGCCUGAGAUACCUUGAUCUUGGCUGUAAUAAAAUAACCCGCGAUGGUGUAAAAUUUUUGGCAGAACUACUAAAACGGAACCGAACCCUGGAAAUCCUUGAUCUUGGCGCCAACCGAAUAGAAGAUGAUGGAGCCACUGACCUGAGCGAAGCCUUGGCUUUGUACAACAGGACUCUUCAGGCGUUGUCAGUAGUAAGCAACAAUGUAAGUGGCCAAGGACUUGUAGCUCUCUCGGAUGCGAUGAAAACAAACACGGAACUUUCCUAUAUUUACAUUUGGGGGAACAACUUUGAUGAAGCCACCUGUACUGCAUUUUCAGAAUUAAUUAAGACAGGCCGCUUGAAACCUAAUUGUACGGACGUGGAACCGUAUGAAGUGGACGGGCACGUUCACCUCGCAGAGCUCUCCCACGGCCUCCGGAAGCAUUACUACUGGACGCCUAGUUGUGGGGAGGUGACAAACAAGGACGCUAAUGCCAGCCUGGCGAUUGCAGCGGUUUCAGAAUACUUGUGA